This is a messenger RNA of Diospyros lotus (date-plum), 1914 nucleotides long. RefSeq names its product aspartic proteinase 36-like. The record is from RefSeq and is a predicted model, not a curated record. The transcript is spliced from 10 exons. Lineage: Eukaryota; Viridiplantae; Streptophyta; Magnoliopsida; Ericales; Ebenaceae. Gene Ontology annotation, molecular function: aspartic-type endopeptidase activity. Gene Ontology annotation, biological process: proteolysis. Bases 285 to 1766 code for a protein of 493 amino acids.
GGCGUUAAUCCAGUUUUGAAUCACCUCCUUCUGUUGAGAGAGGUGGUUGGUUUCGCGGACUAUUCCUCUCCCCCUUCUCUUUUCUGAGAGGGAGAGAGAAGAAACCAUCGCCCCUUCCAUCUCUGCCUCUUCGUUCUCUUCCCUUUCGUUCUUUAUAUAUAUAUACAUAUAUAUACAAGAUUUAGCCGCCGUUGUUUUGAUUGUCGUCGGUGGAAGUUGAAAAAUAAUAAAAAAUAGAAAGCCAAAGAAAGAGGGAGAGAGGAUAACGAAGAGCAGAGAGAGAAAUGCGGGCGUCGCUUGCCGCCGGGUUUUGGCUCUUCUUGGCUCUCUCGGCCGUGGUGGUAGGGGGAUUUCCGGCGGCCCUCACUCUGGAAAGGGCUUUCCCGGCGACAGGUCACGGGCUAGAGCUGAGCCAACUCAGAGAGCGUGACGGGGCGAGACACCGUCGAUUCUUGCAGUCUUCUUCUUCUUCUUCCGGCGUCAUUGAUUUGCCCGUCGAAGGCACCUAUGAUCCCUACCUUGUUGGGCUUUAUUUUACAAGAGUUAAAUUGGGUUCUCCUCCAAAGGAAUUCUAUGUGCAGAUUGACACUGGAAGUGAUGUAUUGUGGGUCAGUUGUGAUUCUUGCAACGGUUGCCCCACAUCUAGCGGACUUCAAAUUCCUCUUAACUUCUUCAAUCCUUCAAGCUCUUCCACAGCUUCAUUGAUCUCUUGUUCAGACCAAAGAUGUGUUCUGGGAGCUGAUUAUUCAGACUCUGGCUGUUCUACUCAGAAUAAUCAGUGCAGUUACUCAUUCAAGUAUGGAGAUGGCAGUGGGACAUCAGGUUAUUAUGUAUCAGAUGUGAUGUAUCUCAACCUAGUUGUUGAGAAUUCGUUGACUUCAAACUCUUCCGCUCCCAUUGUCUUUGGCUGUAGCACGUCACAAACUGGGGAUUUGACGCAGUCGGAUAGAGCAGUAAAUGGAAUUUUUGGAUUUGGGCAACGGGGACUGUCUGUCAUAUCUCAACUUUCUUCACAGGGAGUAACCCCAAAUUCAUUCUCCCAUUGCUUGAAGGGAGAAAAUGGUGGUGGUGGCAUAUUGGUUUUUGGUGAGAUAGUGCACCCAAAUAUAGUUUAUAGUCCACUGGUACCGUUGCAGCCACACUAUAACUUGAAUCUGCAAAGCAUAGCUGUUGAUGGAAAGGCAUUGGCAAUUGACCCAUCUGUGUUUGCGACAUCAGAUGAUCAAGGAACAAUAGUAGAUUCUGGCACAACUUUGGCAUACCUUGCAGAAGAGGCCUAUGAUCCUUUUAUUAAUGCUAUUACAUCGGCUGUUUCACAGUCUGUACGCUCUGUUCUUUCCGAGGGGAGUCAAUGUUACCAAACCACUUCGAGCAUCUCUGCGGUAUUUCCAACUGUUAGUUUAAACUUUGCUGGCAAUGCAACCAUGAUUCUUAAUCCUGAGGAUUACCUUAUACAGCAAAGUUCUACUGUUGGUUCUGCAGUGUGGUGCAUUGGAUUCCAGAAAAUUGAAGGUCAAGGCUUAACAGUUCUAGGAGACCUUGUGCUAAAAAACAAGAUCAUUGUUUAUGAUCUCGCUGGCCAACGGAUUGGAUGGGCCAAUUAUGACUGUUCGUCGUCUGUAAAUGUCUCUGAAACCACUAGUUCUGGCAAAAGUGAGUACUUAAAUUGGCGACAGAUUGGCGAGAGCAGCUCCUCACAAAACUCGCCUCACAGGCUGAUACCAAUGAUAUUUGCAGCAGCUUUUGUCACCACCUCAUUUUUGUAACAUUUGGUGCAAGAGGCUCUACUUCUCCAUUCUUCUUUUGUGUCCUGUCCUUCUGUACAGUCCUGUGGCCAAUUCCUACUCGUACCAAUUGGCAUGGCAAUAUUAUUUAUCCUACUGCUGCUUUAAUUCAUGCUUUCUCUUCAGUUCU